Molecule: messenger RNA, 243 nt
Organism: Rhea pennata
Lineage: Eukaryota; Metazoa; Chordata; Aves; Rheiformes; Rheidae
Product: serine protease inhibitor Kazal-type 6-like
Exons: 4
Coding region: 1-243 (80 amino acids)
Molecular function (GO): protein binding
Source: RefSeq, a predicted model, not a curated record
AUGAAGGCAACAGGUGUCUUAGUGCUUCUCAGCUUGCUGUUACUGUCUUUCUUCACUGAUGUAGCAGGUCAAGACAUUGAAGAGAUUUGUAGAGAGUUUAUGAACAGAAGUGUGUACUGUACGAGGGAGUCCAAUCCUCACUGUGGCACGGAUGGUGUAACGUAUGGAAACCGGUGUGUCUUCUGCAAGGCAGUUCUGAGGAGUGGAGGAAAAAUAAGAUUGAAGCAUCUGGGGAAAUGCUGA